Messenger RNA from Culicoides brevitarsis, 891 nucleotides. Its product is annotated as glutathione S-transferase 2-like. Bases 193 to 846 code for a protein of 217 amino acids. Lineage: Eukaryota; Metazoa; Arthropoda; Insecta; Diptera; Ceratopogonidae. Gene Ontology annotation, molecular function: glutathione transferase activity. Gene Ontology annotation, biological process: glutathione metabolic process. The record is from RefSeq and is a predicted model, not a curated record. The transcript has a single exon.
AUUUUACCGACUGAAUUUCGGAGCUUAACAGCUGAAAUUGACCGAUGACACGUCUCUGUGCCAAAAAAAAAAAUUAACUAAUUUUCCGCGUAAUCUAUCCCCAGAAUGGAACAAAGAUAAGAUUGCCCUUAACACAAAAAAAAAAAUAUUGAAGAUAAUUUCCAGUAUCGUUCUUGAACUUGAACUUGAGGCAUGUCCCUCAAAUUUUACUACAUUUUUGAGUCGGCCGAGUACCGAGAGGUGAUUCUCACGGCGGACCAGUUAAAUGUCGAAGUAAUGACCCACAAAAAUAGCAUGUCACUGGGCGAUAAUUUUAAAGCGCAAUUUUUGCGGUACAAGCCACAAGAGCUCCCGCCAACUUUUUACGAUCACACAAUCGGACAGGCGUUGUGGGAGACAAAAGCGAUCAUUAUCUACUUGGCUGAGAAGUACGACAGUCAAAAUUGUGAUUUAUAUCCGGCAGAUCCGCUUUUCAAAGCGCGCAUCAACGAAAUACUCUUCUUCGACGAAACAAUUCUCAAAAAAAGUUUCAAGGAUUUUUGGUAUCCGCAAGUUUUCGAAGGCAAGCCGGGUUCUUUUGAGAAACUCAGUCAAAUGGAACGCGCGUUGGAGCAUCUAGACACCUUAUUGGCACGAGAUAAAUGGGCAGCUGGUCCCCAUUUGACCUUGGCGGACUUGGUAUUACAAGCAAGCAUCGCGAACUUUUGCGUUAUCGGACAAAAGGACAUUGGACGGUACGAAAACAUCGAACGGUGGCACCGAAACUGCGAAAAAUGGGUCAAGGGCUUCAAGAAAAACAUCACUGGCGCACUAGAAUGCAAAAAAUUGUUUGAUUUGUUGAAAUAAAUUGUUACAUUGGUCGCUUAUCAGUGUUAUCAGUGAAUUUUGUGU